Molecule: messenger RNA, 948 nt
Organism: Sorghum bicolor (sorghum)
Lineage: Eukaryota; Viridiplantae; Streptophyta; Magnoliopsida; Poales; Poaceae
Product: subtilisin-like protease SBT3.9
Exons: 3
Coding region: 315-746 (143 amino acids)
Source: RefSeq, a predicted model, not a curated record
GUAGCGGGAUGCGUCGUCUGUUGGAGUCAGUCUAAACAAGGCCAAAGUAGGUGUGCGGUAGAGUUGCUCUAAGCUAAACCACCUGGCUAUCUACAAAACGUGCCGGCAAACAAACAACAGCACAAAAAUACUUCGCCGAGAAGGAAGAAUCAGCCCAGGGCGGUUGGACGCGGAGAUGCCGAGACGAUGGACGCACGCACGCACGGAGUCACCACGAAACUAUCGACUUGUCCCCAGAUCCAGAGUAGCCACGACGGCACCGCCAUCCCGGACGGACGGCUAUAAAGACGAGCCCAACCUCGAAGCCGACGGCGAUGAAGAAGACCAGUUCGCAGCUCCGGCAGCUUAGCAGCAACCCUCUCCUGAUCCUCCUGUUCCUCACAGUCACAGCAGCAGCAGCAGCCAUGGCGGCCGAGCCGGAGAAGCAGGCAGCCCCCGCGGCGGUACAGGAGACGGCCGUGCACAUCGUGUACGUCGACCGCCCCGAGGACGCCGACCCCGAGGAGUUCCACCUCCGCACCCUCACCCCCGUCCUCGGCAGCGAGCAGAAGGCCAGGGACGCAGUGCUCUACCACUACAAGACGGCCGCCAGCGGCUUCUCCGCGAAGCUCACCCCCCAGCAGGUCGAGGAUCUCAAGGAGCAACCAGGUGUUCUCCAGGUUGUGCCGAGCCAGACUUACCAGCUCCAUGGUCCUGGUGGGUCUGGCGCUCGCCAGGGCACGACACGCACCAUGGGCCUUAUGUGAAGAAGACGGACGAGAAUCAGGAAGACUGUGUUUUAGUAUGGCUGUAUAGCACAGGUCUGAUAAAUGUGUAUAACUAUAAGAAUAAGGGACGUAUCGUCUACUGUAUACUGCUUUACACAUGUUCAGUCCUGUUCUAAAGCUUGUAAUGCACUGAUGCGUAUGAUUUCAAUAUAAUGACAAGUAUGCUAUCUUGGUUGCUGGU